AGUAUACUGCAGCAAUGAUAGUAUUCGCUUUUUUCUAUUAACCUUCGUCACUCGUCAGAUCGUUGCAUCCUUAGAUAUAUGUAUCUUUCAAGAACUUCUUCCAUUAACCGCUCGAAAAAAAUCAAAUCCGCUAGAUGGCGCUGUGACCGAUAUGUUUACAAAUAGCUGUCUGGAAGGUCUGGUUUCGUUUUAAUGUGGAGUACUCUGUGCCCAAAAAAUAAGGUGACAUUUGAAUUUAAAUUGCGCGCGUCGAAGGAUUUUGAGAAUUAUAUUUUUUUUUAGGUUGGUAGUACUGUCAGUCACAUUUAUGUCAAAUUUCAUGUCAAAAUAUUCAUUAGAGUUUGAGAUACGUGUCGUUUUGUGAGCUGCUAAAAAAAGCCUUUGGUGAUGAGGCUAUGUCUAAAACAAAUGUUUACAAGUGGUAUAGUGAGUUCCAAGCCGGCCAUGAACGUGUCGAAGACGAAGAGCGUCCAGGGCGACCAUCAACCACAACCGACGAAGCUCACGUUCAACAAAUCAAAGAUUUGGUGUUGAAAAAUCGUCGAUUAACAAUUAAAGACCUUGCUGAUGAAGUUGGCAUAUCGAAAGCCUCAGCCAAUACCAUUUUGAAGGAUGUUUUGGGCCUCAAGCGCGUCAAAUCUCGAUUGGUACCGAAAACAUACCCAUACUGCCCUCGUAAUUCGUGGUCAUUUCGCCAAAAACUCAACCCAUAUCGUUCCGCAACCACCGUAUUCACCUGAUCUGGCGCCGUGCGACUUCUGGCUGUUCACCAAGCUCAAAAGACCGCUCUGGGGACACCGUUUUUAUACGAUAGAGGAGAUUCAAACCGCAGCGAAGACGGAACUGAAGGUCAUCCCGGAAAGUGACUACAACCAGUGUUUCGAAGAUUGGAAAAUCCGCAUAAGCAUAAGUGCAUUUCAUCGGGAGGGGAUGAAAUUGAUUUGGAAGAAUAAAUAAAGAAUUUUUAAAAUAAAUACAAUGUCACCUUAUAUUUUGGGCACAGUAUAUACAUUUGU
Messenger RNA from Zeugodacus cucurbitae (melon fly), 1016 nucleotides. RefSeq names its product protein GVQW3-like. The record is from RefSeq and is a predicted model, not a curated record. The transcript is spliced from 2 exons. The coding region runs from base 396 to 740 and encodes 114 amino acids. NCBI's taxonomy places the organism in Eukaryota, Metazoa, Arthropoda, Insecta, Diptera, Tephritidae.